CUUCCCACUAUCGCGCAUGCAUCCGUCUCGAUAUCCAGAACUCGAACGUGCCACCGCCAAGAGAAUAGACGUGCGCCACCCCGCGGCGCACGGACCGAAAAGGCAAUUCCGCGAUGUUCGCGCGUGGGGGCGCAGGUAAACAAAUUCUGUCACCUUUCCCAGCAACAUCAAGACAAAGGCCCCCGCGCCCGCCGCAUACCGCCCUGCGCCCAACACAGGCCUGCCUACCAGUAGCCCCCCACCCUACCGACCCCUGGUCUAUACGCACCCAAUGAAGUACAUCGAAAUUCCAGCCUUAUCGCGGCUGGCCCAAGCCCUCACGCACGAGGGGCCCGAAUGCGCGGUGCAUACCCGCCUCGAAGCGUACAGCUGCAAGAACGUCAAGCGGGACAAGAAGCUAUUCAAGGCGCUCGAGACCGCGUACAAGGACGACGCGGCGCACUCGCCGCCCGCGCCGUCGUGGGCCGCGCUCGACCGCGAGGCGGAGAUGACGCCGUUCGGCGCAUUCGACAAGCACGGCGCGCGCAAGACGCUCUACCUCCUCAUCGCGACGCUCAACAUCGCCUACCCGGACCACGAAUUCUCGGACGUGAAGCCGUCGCACUUUGCGCGUGAGGGGAGCGGCGCGGCGGUGCUCAACGCCCUCAGCGCGACGCUCGUCACCGGCGGCGCGCGCCCCCCGCGCACCUACUCCGCCUACCCGCCCACUACGCCUGACUUCUUCCCCUCCUCCGUCCCGAGCUCCGUCUCCCCCUACGACCAGAUCGCCGCCAGCCCCUUCGCGCGCCCGCCGAUCCAAGCCGGCACCCACCCGCACAUGUUCCGCAUCCUCGACGACGCGAUUGGCCUCGCCGACUGCGAGGUCUACUCAUACACACCCGACCUCGACGCCGACCCGCACGAGAACGACGAUGGGGACGACGACGCGGCGCCGGCGGGGAGCGGCAGCGACGAGGACGGCGGCGACACCGGCGUCUUCGACUUUGACGAGUACGACAUGGAUGACCCCGUGCGCCCCGGCCGCUCGUCGCCGAUCAUGCUUAGGCGGCACGCCGCGUCGGACGAGGAGGAUGAGUCGCCGCUGUUCGGGCCCAGUGGCGCGCUGCUUUGGUCGUCGCACUGGUUCUUCCUCAACCGGAAGCUGAAGCGCAUACUGUACGUCACCGUCUGGGCGCGCGCGAAGGGCAUGGCGAGGUCGUGGCCUGGCGGCGAGGCGUCGGACUUUUUGUCGAGUCGUCACAAGUCACCGGAGCGCUUCCUGGGAUGGGAGGGAGGUGCUGGUGCUGGUGCGCGCGCCCUUGGGUUGAGGAGCUCUGCUUGAACAUCCCUUUCAGGCUUCUGUCUUGUACUAUACGUCUUUCGCCUUUGCCUCUCUUGCUCCUCAGGACUUUACGACCGGUCACGACUCUUCCAGGAUUAUGUACAUUAUAACCUAUGCUAUGUCCCCGUCAGCUAUCGCCCUUGCUCGCUGAACGAGCGUACGCACCUAUUCCUUUCUCCUAUGUGUAUAUGUAUAGGCUUCAAUUAUUAGCAGCAUACUAUUCCAGCGUGUUCCAGCAGAAGAAGAUGACGAAGGGGAGGAGGAGAGAGGAGAGAGGCGCCCGCUCAAUGAAGUCCUUUAUAUCAGCGC
Molecule: messenger RNA, 1630 nt
Organism: Schizophyllum commune H4-8
Lineage: Eukaryota; Fungi; Basidiomycota; Agaricomycetes; Agaricales; Schizophyllaceae
Product: Maf1-domain-containing protein
Exons: 2
Coding region: 272-1321 (349 amino acids)
Biological process (GO): negative regulation of transcription by RNA polymerase III
Cellular component (GO): nucleus
Molecular function (GO): RNA polymerase III core binding
Source: RefSeq, a predicted model, not a curated record